CAGCAAUAGCAUGGACAUACGCAAUGAUGUACGUGAACUUAAGGAGCUAGAAGACUGCGUUGUGAUAGAAGGCUACCUCCAGAUUCUACUCAUCUCCACUGCAAAGGCUGAGGACUUCCGGAACUUGCGCUUUCCCAAGCUUACCGUUAUUACAGAUUACUUGCUGCUUUUCCGGGUGUCGGGCCUGGAGAGCCUGAGUGACCUCUUCCCUAACCUCACUGUCAUCCGUGGCCGCAUUCUGUUUUACAACUAUGCCUUGGUUAUCUUUGAGAUGACAGAUCUAAAGGAGAUCGGACUGUAUAGCUUGCGGAAUAUUACACGGGGUGCUAUAAGGAUUGAGAAAAACUCCGACUUGUGUUACCUUUCUACGGUUGAUUGGUCACUGGUCCUGGAAGCUGUCUACAACAACUACAUCUCUGAGAAUAAACCACCAAAGGACUGUGGAGAUAUGUGUCCUGGCCCUGUGACUGGUAAGCAGGCCUGCCGGAAAACAGUGAUUUACGAGGAAUAUUCACACCGCUGCUGGUCAGCCGAGCAUUGCCAGAAAGUGUGCCCAAGCGAGUGUGGGAGACUUGCCUGUACAGACGAGGGCGACUGUUGCCAUCCGGAAUGCCUGGGAAGCUGUACUGCUACACACAACGAUAGCGCCUGUGUGGCUUGUCAACACUUCUACCACGAACGCAGAUGUGUCCCAAGCUGUCCUGAGAACACCUACAGCUUUCAGGGAUGGCGUUGCAUCACUUUGGAAGAAUGUGCCAACAUGCACACGAUAUAUAAUGCACCAAACCGGUUUAUCCUCCACAAAGGGGAGUGUGUGGACGAAUGUCCAUCAGGAUACAGAGUGAAUGAAAAUCAAAGUAUGUUCUGCAUUCCUUGUGAGGGCCAUUGUCCUAAAGUCUGCAUCGAGGAGAAGACCAUUGACUCUGUCACCUCAGCGCAGAUGCUGGAAGGAUGUACAGUGCUGCAAGGAAACCUGUUGCUUAACAUCCGCAAAGGCCAAAACAUUGCUGCAGAGCUGGAGAACUUUAUGGGUCUCAUAGAGACGGUGACUGGCUAUGUGAAAAUCCGCCACUCUCAUGCUCUGGUUUCCCUGUCUUUCCUGAAAAGUCUGCGUUACAUCAAUGGAGAGAACCUUACUGAUGGGAAUUACGCCUUUUAUGUUCUGGACAACCACAAUCUACAGCAACUAUGGGACUGGUCGAAACACAGCCUCACCAUCAAAACAGGCAAGAUGUAUUUUGCAUUUAACCCAAAGCUGUGCGUAAAAGAGAUAUACGAUAUGGAAAACGCCACAGGAACAGGAGGACGGCAGACAGAUUUGGACAUAAAUCCCAGGAAUAAUGGAGAUCGAGCAUCUUGUGAAAGUCACACACUGAACUUCAUAUCCAACAGCACACAGAAGAAUCGGAUCAUGCUGACCUGGGAGAGAUACAGACCCCCUGAUUACAGAGACCUCAUCAGCUUUACGGUCUACUAUAAAGAGGCUCCUCUUCCCGAUGUGACUGAAUAUGAUGGUCAAGAUGCAUGUGGGUCAAACAGUUGGAACAUGCUGGAUGUAGACCUACCACAGAGCAAGGAUAAGAACCCAGGGGUCCUUCUUCAGGGUUUGAAGCCCUGGACUUCCUAUGCAAUCUUUGUCAAAGCCCUCACUCUGACCAUGGGGGAGAAUCAUCACAUUCAUGGAGCAAAGAGCAAGAUUAUAUACAUCCGCACAGAUCCUGCAGUUCCCUCCAUUCCACUGGAUGUCAUCUCUGCCUCCAAUUCUUCAUCCCAGCUGAUUGUGAAGUGGAAGCCUACCUCUUUUCCAAAUGGCAACUUUUUGUAUAGAUUAUAUGUAUCAGAAUAUAACUUGCAGGGCAAGCUCGUAAGGGAGAGUUUCUGGUGUUCAUUGUCCGGAUUUUAUGGGUCUUUUUCAGAUAUAGUGCCUAGUCGAAAAUAUGCCAACGAGACAAUUGAUGCAGAGGGUGGGAAGGAGCCCACCAAGACCGAUUCUGGAGGAGGGCGAGAGAAGGAGGGCGAUAUGUGCUGUGCUUGCCCCAAAACUGAAGCACAGAAGAAGAAAGAAAAAGAUGAGGCUGAGUACAGGAAGAUGUUUGAGAACUUCCUACACAACUCCAUCUUUGUACCCAGACCGGAUCGUAGACGACGUGAUGUUUUUGGUACGGCAAAUGCAACACUGUCUGGAGAUGACAAGAACAGCACCACACAAGACUUCUCGAACGUGUCUGACUCUGAACCGAAGGGAAAGGAGUAUCCAUUCUAUGAAACAAAAGUGGACUACAAGCAUGAGAGGACAGUUAUUUCAAACCUGCUGCCGUUCACUCUCUACCGCAUUGAUAUCCAUAGCUGCAACCAUGCAGCGGAGAAGCUUGGCUGCAGCGCAUCUAACUUUGUCUUUGCCAGAACCAUGCCUGCAGCUGAUGCUGAUAAUAUACCUGGAGCAGUUAUCUCUGAAGAAGAAGAAGACAACGCAGUCAUCUUAAAGUGGCCAGAGCCACCUAAUCCCAAUGGACUUAUUCUGAUGUAUGAGAUUGAAUUCAAGCAGGGUGAGCAACGCAUCAAAAAAUGUGUUUCCAGACAAGACUAUAGUAACUUGGGAGGUGCCAAAUACACACAGCUUAACGCCGGCAACUAUACUACGCAGGUGCGCGCCAUUUCGCUCUCUGGAAAUGGUUCCUGGACGGAUUUGGUGUCAUUCUUUGUAAAGGAGAGACGUAACUAUGACAACCUCAUGCACCUGGCUGUGGUCCUUCCAGUCACUAUAGUUUUAUUACUCGUGACCAUCUUUGCUGUUGCCUGCUAUGUCACCAAAAACAGGAACAGUGACCGACUAGGAAAUGGAGUGCUGUAUGCAUCAGUGAAUCCCGAGUACUUCAGUGCAGCAGAAAUGUAUGUGCCCGAUGAGUGGGAGGUUCCUCGAGAGAAGAUAAUCAUGAACCGUGAGCUGGGGCAAGGCUCAUUUGGCAUGGUGUAUGAAGGAAUUGCGAAAGGGGUAGUAAAAGAUGAGACAGAGACUAGGGUAGCCAUAAAGACAGUGAAUGAAGCAGCUAGCAUGCGAGAGAGAAUAGAGUUCUUAAACGAAGCUUCGGUGAUGAAAGAAUUUAACUGCCAUCACGUGGUCCGUCUAUUAGGUGUUGUUUCCCAAGGUCAGCCAACACUUGUCAUCAUGGAGUUAAUGACUCGUGGAGACCUCAAAAGUUACCUGAGAUCACUAAGGCCGGAUGCUGAGAACAAACCUGGGCAACCUCCCCCCUCCCUGAAGAAGAUGAUCCAGAUGGCAGGAGAGAUUGCAGAUGGGAUGGCAUACCUCAAUGCAAACAAAUUUGUUCACAGAGACCUUGCUGCCAGGAACUGUAUGGUCGCAGAAGACUACGCAGUGAAAAUUGGAGACUUUGGAAUGACCCGAGACAUCUAUGAGACAGACUAUUAUCGUAAGGGAGGGAAAGGUCUCCUUCCGGUGCGCUGGAUGUCUCCAGAGUCACUCAAGGAUGGAGUCUUCACCAUUCACUCUGAUGUCUGGUCUUUUGGCGUUGUCUUAUGGGAGAUCGCCACCCUGGCAGAACAGCCAUACCAUGGCAUGUCCAAUGAGCAGGUUCUCCGCUUUGUUAUGGAAGGCGGACUCUUAGAGAAGCCAGACAACUGUCCAGAUAUGCUGUUUGAGUUGAUGCGCAUGUGCUGGCAAUACAACCCUAAAAUGAGACCCUCUUUCCUGGAGAUAAUCAGCAGCAUUAAAGAUGAGCUUGAGCCAUCCUAUAGGGAGGUGUCAUUCUUUUACAGCGAAGAGAACAAACCGCCAGACACGGAAGAAUUAGACCUAGAGGCAGAAAACAUGGAAAGCAUUCCAUUGGACCCAUCUUGUACCUUGCAGACAUCAGAACAUCAUGUGGGACACAAGGCAGAAAACGGUCCUGGCGUAGUUGUCCUCAGGGCAAGCUUUGAUGAGAGACAACCAUACGCACACAUGAAUGGGGGGCGCAAGAACGAGCGAGCGCUACCUCUGCCACAGUCCUCAGCCUGCUGAUCCAGGCUUGUGGUCUGACGGACACUUGUGGAAACACAGCCCCCUGGUGUACCUGUAGGACAUAACCCACAGGAGGCUUCCUCCAAAUCAGUGCAAACACUAAUCCACUUUCUGUCUUUGGUUUGACUUCAGCCUCCUGCUGCGUUGGCACUGCUGUACGUGCUUACGGAUGGCUCUAGUAAGUCAGACCAGUGCCCUAACUUACUUUUGUGUGACACGGUAAGUGUAUACUUGCUCUUGCACACUACAAGGCUGAAAGCACUUCUUUUGCAUCAUGUUUGGGCCAGAUGGAAACAAACUACUUUUCACUUUUGGCUCACUAUAAAAAAAAAGGACAUGUUUAGUAAAGGUAAAGCAUAUUGCAACCCAGAAAUCUAUUUAAUUCUGCCAGUCUUUGCCAAAUAGAUUUUUUUUUUUUUUUUACAGCAUGGACAGUACGGAUGUAUGAAGUCACUUUUCAUAUCACAAAGCCCAUGCACACCUUCUUCUGUUUUUUGUUUUGUUUCCCCUCAUCCAGUGGGGAAGUCUUUAUGGAGUAAUCAUCUUAUAUAUGGAUUUUUUUUUUUGAGGCGAUUGAUGAGGCGAAAUCAGUCUUGCUUUGUGCGCAUGGAAAUAACAUAUAUUAUAUGUAAAUGUAAUAUAUGUUAUAAACAUGACCUGGAAGAACCUAGCAAGAAGUCUGUUACAAAAAUGGAUGACCGUGUGCUGCAAAGCCACAGUUUUCAGGAGAUCAUUGGAAGAGGCAACAAUUACCAUUUU
This is a messenger RNA of Nanorana parkeri, 4780 nucleotides long. It is a transcript of the gene IGF1R, whose product is annotated as insulin like growth factor 1 receptor. The record is from RefSeq and is a predicted model, not a curated record. Gene Ontology annotation, molecular function: phosphatidylinositol 3-kinase binding; insulin receptor substrate binding; insulin receptor activity. NCBI's taxonomy places the organism in Eukaryota, Metazoa, Chordata, Amphibia, Anura, Dicroglossidae. Gene Ontology annotation, biological process: multicellular organism development; positive regulation of kinase activity; insulin-like growth factor receptor signaling pathway. Bases 11 to 4021 code for a protein of 1336 amino acids. Gene Ontology annotation, cellular component: insulin receptor complex; axon; membrane. The transcript has 21 exons.